Messenger RNA from Polyodon spathula (Mississippi paddlefish), 1842 nucleotides. It is a transcript of the gene yipf2, whose product is annotated as Yip1 domain family, member 2. The record is from RefSeq and is a predicted model, not a curated record. The coding region runs from base 146 to 1099 and encodes 317 amino acids. Lineage: Eukaryota; Metazoa; Chordata; Actinopteri; Acipenseriformes; Polyodontidae. Gene Ontology annotation, cellular component: membrane; Golgi apparatus. Gene Ontology annotation, molecular function: small GTPase binding. The transcript has 10 exons. Gene Ontology annotation, biological process: vesicle-mediated transport.
GGUGGCGCUCGCUGUUCGUACAGCUGAGAGAGGAGAAGACAAGCAAAAACCAGACAGUAGCGUUUACAAACAAACAAACAAAUACACAAGAGACACCACUGGAGGAAAACCAGGAACCUGUAAUUUACCUGGGUAAGGCAGGUUUAUGGAUCUUGUGGAUACCGACUGGAAGAGACCAGCAAUGGCAACUCCUGAUGAUUUACAAUUUGAAGAGUUUGAAGAGGCGGCCCAGCUGCUCUCAGCCAAUCCAGAGGCAGUGACUCGGAGUGCACUGGACCUGAGCAGCACGGAGAGAGUGAGAAGAGUGAGAGUGAAUCUGUCUGAGGAGGAGGGAGAGGACGAGGAGGGAGAGUUGCUGAGUGGACAGAAGCAGCAGCCGAACUUCUGGUCGUUUGAUUAUUACCAGUCCUUCUUCAACAUCGACACCCUGCAGGUCCUGGACAGGAUAAAAGGCUCCCUCCUCCCACUGCCAGGGAAGAACUUUGUGAAACACCAUCUGCGCAACAACCCGGACCUGUACGGUCCAUUCUGGAUCUGUGCCACUCUGGUCUUCACCGUUGCGAUCAGUGGGAACCUCUCCACCUUCCUCUUGCAGAUGGGAGACCCCAAGUACCACUACAGACCCCAGUUCCACAAAGUGUCGGUCGCGGGGGUCUCUGUGUUCUCCUAUGCCUGGCUCGUCCCCCUGGCUCUCUGGGGAUUCCUGCAGUGGAGGAGCAGCAGCAAUCCCAGCGUGACAAGCUACUCCUUCCUGGAGACUGUGUGUGUGUACGGGUACUCCCUGUUUAUCUACAUCCCCACUUCGAUUCUCUGGAUUAUCCCAGUCGAUUGGCUCCGCUGGCUGCUCAUUCUCUUGGCUAUGGCUCUCUCUGGCUCAGUCCUGGUUCUCACGUUCUGGCCGGUGAUUCGAGAUGACACCAAGCCCUCCUCCAUCGCCACGGUGACAGCCAUCCUGCUGCUUCACGCGCUGCUCGCCGUUGGCUGCAAGACGUAUUUCUUCCAGACAGCCACACAGACGAUGAUGCCACUCCUGUCCCCGGCACCCCCUACAGGAAACCCCGACGUCCUGCUGGCCAACACUACGGGGAAACGGUCCUAGAGAGAGCGGGGGAGGCAGCGUCUCCGCUGAGCUGCAUGGACCUGUUCUUGUGACGUACAGGGGAUUUGCAAACACUGAACCCCUAACAACCCCCUGACCCCUCAACUCUGACCUUGAGGAGAACGCUUUACUGACCCUUCCCAAACUGCAUCCCAAGGCCAUAGGGCACAAGACCAGCACUGGGAUCGCUUCACUGACUGCCGUUCUCCACACUGUCACCUGAUUGAAACAGCAGGGCAGCAAUGGGCACAGGCAGGCAGCGAGCGUGUCGGAGUCGCUGUCUGCAAGUCCCUUAGUGACUGCGACAGUUCAGGGUUGGUUCGUGUUCUGGUGAUUGAUGGUCACGGGCGUGGUUUUUUUUUCAAUAUUUCUUUCAUUAUUAUUUUUUUGGUUCAUCCUGAAUGCACUUGUGUUUUAAACACUCAAAACGAAUGCUUGUGAAGGUGUUUAAAGGUGAUUGAAGGUGAGUGAAGUUGUUCUAACGCCCUGCUUCGCUGCUCCAGGUCUGAUAAUGCAGGGUUCUGUUCACAUGCACUGUGUUCUGGGUUUGGUUUCGGAUGUUUUUUGGAGCACGUUCUCCUGUGUUUAAGGAUGUAAUAGUAAAUAUUUUUAGGAACAUCGCUGGUUUCAGUUUGUAGGGUCAGGGGCUGGCCCGUGCAUGUUGCCGGCUCUCUGCGGUUAGAACUGUUUUCAUGACCACGAGUCACAGGAAGAUAAAGAAAAUAAAACCACCACAAGAGAAA